AAUGUCUGCAGCAUGCGACUUCGUUGCACUCCACACUGGGCAAAAGAUGCCUCUCGUAGGACUGGGAACUUGGAAAAGUGAACGUGGCCAAGUGAAAGAAGCAGUGAAAUAUGCCCUAAAUGUGAGUUAUCGCCACAUAGAUUGCGCAGCAGCUUACAGCAAUGAAGCAGAGAUUGGUGAGGCUUUUCAGGAAUGCCUUGGGCCCAGCAAGGUUAUUAAAAGGGAGGACCUGUUUGUAACAUCAAAGCUCUGGAAUACCAAGCACCACCCAGAAGAUGUAGAGCCAGCACUAAGGAAAACACUUGGAGAUUUGAAACUGGAUUACCUGGACCUGUAUCUCAUGCACUGGCCUCAUGCCUUUGAACGAGGGGACAAUCUCUUCCCAAAGAAUCCUGAUAACACGAUGCGUUAUGAUUACACUGAUUACAAGGAUACCUGGAAGGCUAUGGAGAAGCUGGUAGAAAAAGGUCUUGUGAAAGCCAUUGGGCUGUCAAACUUCAACAGUCGUCAGAUCGAUGAUGUACUAAGUGUGGCCACUGUCAAGCCAGCUGUGCUCCAGGUAGAAUGCCAUCCUUACCUAGCUCAGAACGAGCUGAUAGCUCACUGCCAGAAACGAGGUCUGGUUGUCACUGCCUACAGUCCCCUUGGUUCUCCAGAUCGCAUGUGGAAACACCCAGAUGAGCCUGUGCUUCUAGAAGAACCCGGGAUCAAAAAACUGGCAGAAAAAUAUAGCAAGUCACCUGCACAGAUCCUCCUCAGAUGGCAAGUGCAGCGUAAAGUGGUUGUCAUUCCCAAGAGUGUCACUCCCGCUCGCAUUCAGCAGAAUCUCCAGGUGUUUGAUUUCAGCCUCACAGAAGAGGAGAUGAGCCAUAUUGGAAGCCUGAAUAAGAAUUGGCGUUACAUUGUGCCAAUGAUUACGGUGAAUGGAAAGCUAGUAGCAAGAGAUGCUGGACACCCCUAUUACCCCUUCAAUGACCCCUAUUAACUACUAGAAAAUAAGGUGUUAGAGUAACAUGUUCUGCUGUGUGCCCUUACACAAAAUAAUUGUUGCCACAACUUGUCAAAAAACCUGUCCAAAUAAAACCUUCCUUCCUGAGCAGGUUUAUUUACAAUGUACUGCUUCUAAUUGACCUCCUUUCUGGACAUACUGUAGCUUCCAUGUCAAAGUUUGUGGGUUUAUAACAAUGACUGCAAGCUUGCUCCUGGAAGCAUCAAAUAUUUUGGGGAUUAGAUAAAGAGUGGGGAAGUCUAAAUCAAGUUCCAAACGUGUCAUUAUCAGGCUAGGGCAAUACUUUGGGUUUACUGCCUGUGAAACAGUUGUGAAUGCUUUAGUUAUUAACAUGAGGGAAGAAAAAGGGUGAAGGCAUGAAAGCAUUUUAAGACUAAACAACUGCCUAGCCAUCAGCUAUGAUAUCUUUGUUAAAAUUAUUUAUACAGGGAAUAAAGUGAAAUGUGCU
Molecule: messenger RNA, 1457 nt
Organism: Phaethon lepturus (White-tailed tropicbird)
Lineage: Eukaryota; Metazoa; Chordata; Aves; Phaethontiformes; Phaethontidae
Gene: AKR1A1
Product: aldo-keto reductase family 1, member A1 (aldehyde reductase)
Exons: 8
Coding region: 2-985 (327 amino acids)
Biological process (GO): aldehyde catabolic process
Cellular component (GO): cytosol
Molecular function (GO): aldose reductase (NADPH) activity
Source: RefSeq, a predicted model, not a curated record